GUCCUUAGCAACCCUUGUUUACAGUUUACCUUCUACACAGUUGCAGCAGAUAGCUGUUAUAUCUCUCUGUGAUACAUUUCCAUAAUACAGCCAAAAUGUCUGAUGUCGGAUCUGAAGAAAUGGAUGAGGAGCAGGGGCCAUACUUAGGCGAAUAUGAAGGCCCAAGAAAUGACAAGGAUGAAAGACAUGGCCAAGGAAAAGCAACACUGCCUAAUGGUGAUACAUACGAAGGAAUGUACGAAAAUGGGAAGCGACAUGGGCAUGGUGUUUACAGAUUCAAGAAUGGUUCCAGAUACACAGGAGAAUAUAUUAAAAACAAAAAGCAUGGAAAUGGCACAUUUAUAUACCCAGAUGGCUCAAGAUAUGAAGGAUGCUGGGUCGAUGAUCAGAGGUGUGGUUUUGGAAAAUAUUUUUAUGUGAAUGGGGACACUUAUGAAGGUGAAUGGUUAAAUCAUGUGAGACACGGACAGGGCACCUACACAUAUGCAGCAACAGGCACAAAAUAUGUUGGCACAUGGAACAGUGGCAAACGGGAAGGACAUGGCGAGUUGAUUCAUGCCAAUCACAAAUAUGUUGGAGUAUUUAAAGAUGACCGGCCAAUGGGAAAGGGAAAAUACGUGUUCGACAUUGGUUGUGAACAACACGGAGAAUACCUUGGAAUUGAACAGGAUAAGGAUGAGAAGGGUGAGGAAGAUGAGGGAGCUGUGAACAUUAUCUCCAAGUGGAAGGCAGGUCCCACAACAGGCAUACAUCUAGCAUCUGAAGAGGAUGAGUUAGAGGAUGCACAGGCUGACGCUCCCACCACGGUUACUGAUGAACCUGCAGGCCAAGAGCAAGAAGCUUCCAAAACUCCUGAGAUAAAGAUAGAUGACGCAGAGGAUAAGGCGCCAUCCCCUGUUCAGGCUGAGCCAAGCCAAGAACAGGAGGGGAACCAACAGGCUGAUGAGGCUCCGGCCACUGAUCAAGAACCAGCCAAUGAGGAUGCAGAAGGUUCUGGCAAUCAGGAGACGGAGUCGUGAUCUGAUUGGAUAAAAUAUAAAUACUGUUUACUUAUUAAUUUGCACAAAAUGAUACUUUUGAACGUUCAUGUUCAGAAAAAUAAUACAGGUGAGACUGUUUGUCUGUGAUAGUUAUAUAAAAUGGUUAUGACAUUUAUAUUUAUUACCAAAAGUUCAGCACUACAUGAAUCGAGUACAAUUCUUGGAAAAAUAUACUGUGAUAAACAUGUCUAUCUUUAUCUCAUUUUUGGAAGCAAUUGUUCAUUGUUCGAAAUGAUGUUUUAGACUCAUCUUUUACAAUAAAAUGUUCUCUUUCA
Mya arenaria is the source of this 1315-nucleotide messenger RNA. RefSeq names its product radial spoke head 1 homolog. Gene Ontology annotation, biological process: axoneme assembly; spermatid development. Bases 96 to 1019 code for a protein of 307 amino acids. Gene Ontology annotation, cellular component: motile cilium; nucleus. The record is from RefSeq and is a predicted model, not a curated record. The transcript is spliced from 7 exons. Lineage: Eukaryota; Metazoa; Mollusca; Bivalvia; Myida; Myidae.